Hyaloscypha bicolor E is the source of this 768-nucleotide messenger RNA. RefSeq lists its product as uncharacterized. The record is from RefSeq and is a predicted model, not a curated record. Lineage: Eukaryota; Fungi; Ascomycota; Leotiomycetes; Helotiales; Hyaloscyphaceae. The coding region runs from base 46 to 768 and encodes 240 amino acids. The transcript is spliced from 2 exons.
GCAACAUACUUCGAAGCAAGGCCGUUCAUCCGACCUCGGCGCUGGAUGCUCACCCUGGAGUUCGUAAUCCUUUUCGGCGCCAUCUCUCAACACCUACCUCUCUGCGUAAUUGGAAUCUGGGAUUGGGCCAGCUCUUCCAUUUGGCUACAAAAUGAUGUUACAGAUCCUCAGCUCCAGGUAUUUCUGAGAAGCACCUGGUACAUAUCGAUCGUAGCGGCCAUGGUUGUCCUUGUCAUCGUCACGAUCUUCUCGGGCGAGUGUUUGGGGCCGGUCUUCCUCGGCCAUCCGUUGGUUCUGGAUGUGGUGUUGACGACCUCUGAAGCGGUCCUCUUCUCCUCAGUGACGGUGGCUUACGCGAGCAAUAUCGGACGCUCGUCGAGUGAUGGAUCUGACUGGGUCUCGUUGAUCGUCCCCGUGCUCAUGCUCGAGACGGGAUUUGUAUUUAUCGCGUGCGUCGUCCGGACGGGCACCGCGUACUACGAGCUGCGGACCUGGAAUCGCACGCGGAAUCAACGCGCGGGAGCAGGGGAUGGAAGCCCUAUGUCGUUGGGAGACAUGGAGGAUGUCGAGGAGCCGCUGCUCCAGGCGUACCGGGACCAAGAAGGAAGCGGUGAACUUGUUCUUGAGCCUACCGUGCGAGUACACCCUCGCCUGCACCACCUCCGCGACAGCGUCCUGCUCGUGAUCAUCUGGCCCCUCGCGUGUAUAAGCCUCGUCGACGUACUGUUUGCUAUCUUUGAUGUGUCUCUCCCUAAACCGAGAGGGUAA